GGGAAGGAGCGCACGCUGCCGGAGCCUGCCGGGAGAGGGAAAGAGAGAGAGAAACAUACUGCGCCUGAAGGAGAGAGAGCGAACACAGAAGAGCGUGUCAGAGCGCAGAAACGCACAGUUCUGGGAGGACAGCGAAGAGGCACCACGUUUCUUUUCUCCCUACCAGUUUUACGCACGCAGAUCGAGCUGCUCGGAGAUCUUGUGUUAUCUUUUGCGCAUGAACGGACUAUUGCUGGGACAGCAUAUUAAGCGGAAAAUCGAUGGGAAAAUAUUUAAUGUUUUUACCUAGAAAACCAUCCUACAAAGAUAUUUACAUAUAAACAUUUGGAAAUAUUUUUUAUCUAAGGAGGAAGACACGUGUUACUUUUUUUUUUAACGUUUUUGUCACACUUUAAACCUGUCUGUAGAUGUCUCUGACCAUUCGUUGUGAUUUCUAGUUGAUUUGAAAUAUAUUAUUUUCUUUAUUCACUGUGCUGAUACGCUCUAUAUUCCCCCCGCGCGUUUGCAGUGUUGCCGACUGUGCGCACCGCAAUGGAUUUUGCGGCUUUACAACUGUGUUUAGAGUUCAAAUUACGCUUCUAGUCAAGUUGCGCUGAUUAAGCCAACUGUCACAAGCACUGACACAACUCGCAUGAACUGUUUAUAUUCACCAGCGUGAUAUUCUUAGAGAGUCCGGUGAACGCAGCCCGGCGUUUGGAUUUUGGGCACAAGCGUACCACACGUUAGAAAAACACAAGUGGAAAAAGACAGGAAAGUGGGACUUGGACUGGAGCUGUGUGUCAGAUAACCCAAAUAAAGCCACAGAGGAGGAGAACACGGUUUUUAUUCCGCCGCAUUCAAGGGGAAAAGAUGGAUUUACUCGUAUGGUUCUGUGGAUGUAUUUUGGCUCUUCUAUUGCCUUCAGCAGUAAACGCAGGAGAAGGAGCAUCUGAGCCAUGCGGUGGCUAUUUAGAUGCAAGCGACGCGGGCUACAUCACCACCCCCGGCUACCCUCUAGAGUAUCCACCUCACCAGAACUGCCGCUGGAUCAUCACAGCCCCUGAGCCUUCGCAACGCAUCGUCCUCAACUUUAAUCCGCACUUUGAAAUAGAGAAACUGGACUGCAGGUAUGACUAUGUAGAGAUCCAUGAUGGGAACUCAGAGUCAGCUGACCUACUUGGGAAGCACUGCAGUAACAUCGCCCCCGCACCGAUCAUAUCGUCAGGUCCUGCACUCCACAUCAAGUUUGUGUCAGACUAUGCCCACCAGGGGGCAGGGUUCUCGCUUCGCUAUGAAAUCUUCAAAACAGGUUCAGACUGUUCCCGUAACUUUACCAGUCCUUCGGGUCUCAUUGAGUCCCCGGGUUUUCCUGACAAAUACCCCCACAACCUGGAGUGCGCCUUCAUCAUCAUUGUCCCACCUAGGAUGGAUGUCACCCUCACCUUCCUCACCUUUGACCUGGAGAAUGAUCCCCUGCCAGGUGGAGAUGGAGACUGCAAGUACGACUGGCUGGAAGUAUGGGACGGGCUCCCAGGAGUGGGCCCUCUGAUUGGUCGAUACUGUGGGACGAGGGUACCGCCUGAGAUCCAGUCAUCCACUGGGAUUCUCUCUCUGUCCUUCCACACUGACAUGGCUGUGGCUAAAGAUGGCUUCUCAGCUCGAUACAACAUGACGCACAAGGAAGUCAGUGAAACCUUCCACUGUAGUAACGCAUUUGGAAUGGAGUCAGGAAAGAUCACAGAUGACCAGAUCACAGCAUCAUCAACUUUCUUUGAUGAACGCUGGAUGCCGCGACAGGCCCGACUCAAUUACAACGACAAUGCAUGGACGCCUGGGGAGGACAGCAACAAAGAGUACAUCCAGGUGGACCUCCAUACUUUGAAGGUGCUUACGGGCAUUGCCACGCAGGGUGCCAUUUCAAAGGAAACUCAGAAGAAUUACUUUGUUACCUCCUUCAAACUAGAGGUCAGCACGAAUGGAGAAGACUGGAUGAUCUACAGACAUGGCAAAAACCAUAAGGUUUUCCACGCCAAUGCUGACGCCACAGAGGUGGUUCUCAAUCGAACCGCAGCCGUCCUGGCCCGCUUUGUACGAAUUAGACCUCAG
This is a messenger RNA of Archocentrus centrarchus (flier cichlid), 2085 nucleotides long. Its product is annotated as neuropilin-2-like. Lineage: Eukaryota; Metazoa; Chordata; Actinopteri; Cichliformes; Cichlidae. Gene Ontology annotation, biological process: axon guidance. The record is from RefSeq and is a predicted model, not a curated record. Gene Ontology annotation, molecular function: semaphorin receptor activity. Gene Ontology annotation, cellular component: axon; plasma membrane; glutamatergic synapse.